GCCGCGGCAGCAGCGGCAGUCCCCGGAGUCCUGUGAAGGGCCCCUGCCCGCGCCGCCGUGGGCCCCUCAGAGAGGGCACCCGGCACGCGAGCCGCUGAGCAACCGCUCCCCUAGCGCUGCAGCCCUUCGCACUCUCGGUCCCAUCCUCGCGCUCCUGCUCCGGCUCCUCCAUCUUGGCCCCGGCAGUGGCGGCUGCCGGGAGGAUGUGCCGCCUUCUGGCAGGGGGAAGAAGGAGGAGAAGAUGAAGAAGUACCGGCGGGCCUUGGCCCUCGUCUCCUGCCUCUCGCUGUGCUCUCUGGUCUGGCUUCCCAGUUGGCAUGUAUGUUGUAAAGAGAGUUCUUCAGCUUCAUCAUAUUACUCUCAAGAUGAGAAUUGUGCACUAGAAAAUGAAGAUGUACAAUUCCAGAAAAAGGAUGAAAGAGAGGGACCUAUCAAUGCCGAAUUAUCAGGAAAAGUGGGUUCAAACUUACCUAUUCCUCCAGAGCAACGUAAAUUAGAAGAUGACUACAUUGUGGAUGUACAGAAUACAGAGUCAGAAAAGUUAAGUCCAUCUGUGAUUGAGACACUCCCUACAGCUGAUCUUCAUGAAGAUUCUUCCGGUGUAGUUGUGGGCAGUGAAAACAUUGAAAAUAUUUCCAGCUCAUCUACCUCAGAGAUCACUCCAGUCUCAAAGCUUGAUGAAACAGAAAAAUCUGGUACUGUUCCUAUAGCCAAGCCACGUGAAACUGAGCAACCUGAAACUGAUUGUGAUGUUGGUGAGGCCCUUGAUACAAAUGCUGCGGUUGACCAGCCUUCCUUUGUCAGCCCACCUGAAAGCCUUGUUGGCCAGCAUAUAGAAAAUGUGUCAUCUUCACAUGGCAAAGGAAAGAUAACAAAAUCAGAAUUUGAAUCAAAAGUUUCAGCAAGUGAUCAGGGUGAUGGUGAUUCAAAAUCUGUAUUGAAUGCUUCAGAUAAUUUAAAAAAUGAGAGUUCUGAUUAUACAAAACCAGGAGAAAUUGACCCUACAUCUGUAACAAGUCCCAAAGACCCAGAAGAUAUACCAACAUUUGAUGAAUGGAAGAAGAAAGUUAUGGAAGUAGAAAAAGAAAAAAGUUUAUCUGCAGGUCAGUCAAUGCAUCCAUCUUCUAAUGGAGGUUUACAUGCCACGAAAAAGGUCCAGAAAAAUCGAAAUAAUUAUGCCUCAGUAGAAUGUGGGGCCAAAAUUUUGGCAGCUAAUCCAGAAGCCAAGAGCACAUCUGCUAUUCUUAUAGAAAAUAUGGAUCUUUAUAUGUUGAAUCCUUGCAGCACUAAAAUUUGGUUUGUUAUUGAACUUUGUGAACCAAUUCAAGUAAAGCAGCUUGAUAUUGCAAAUUAUGAAUUAUUUUCUUCUACUCCUAAAGACUUUCUGGUUUCUAUCAGUGACAGAUAUCCUACAAAUAAGUGGAUUAAGCUGGGUACUUUUCAUGGUAGAGAUGAGAGGAAUGUCCAGAGUUUCCCUUUAGAUGAACAGAUGUAUGCAAAAUAUGUGAAGAUGUUCAUCAAGUACAUAAAGGUGGAGUUGGUAUCACAUUUUGGAUCAGAGCACUUUUGUCCAUUAAGCCUUAUAAGGGUAUUUGGCACUAGCAUGGUGGAAGAAUAUGAAGAGAUUGCUGAUUCCCAGUAUCAGUCAGAACGUCAAGAAUUAUUUGAUGAGGACUAUGAUUAUCCACUGGAUUAUAAUACUGGGGAGGACAAAUCCUCAAAAAAUCUUCUUGGCUCUGCUACAAAUGCCAUUCUAAAUAUGGUGAAUAUUGCUGCUAAUAUUCUGGGAGCAAAAACUGAAGACCUGACAGAAGGAAAUAAAAGUAUUUCUGAGAAUGCCACUGCCACAACUGCAUCUAAAAUGCCUGAAUCAGCUCCUGUUCCAACUCCUGUGCCAUCACCUGAGUUUGUAACCACUGAAGGAAACGUACAUGACACAGAACCAUCAUCACCAGAUACUCCAAAAGAGGGUCCUAUUGUACAACUAGUUCAAGAGGAAGAAGAGGAAGCAAGUCCAUCUACAGUGACCCUUUUGGGUAGCGGUGAACAGGAAGAUGAAUCAUCACCCUGGUUUGAGUCAGAGACGCAAAUAUUUUGUAGUGAACUGACCACAAUUUGUUGUAUUUCUAGUUUUGCAGAAUACAUAUAUAAAUGGUGUUCAGUUAGAAUUACUCUUUAUCGGCAACGCAGCAGAACUGAUGUGAGUAAAGAAAAAGAUUAUCUUGUGUCAGCUCAACCAUCAUUACUACUUCUUGCAGAAUCAGUAGAUGUUUCAGUAUUGCAACCUCCGAGUGGAGAAUUGGACAGUAAAAGUAAGGAAAAGGAAGCUGAAACUAUUGUUCUGGGUGACUUAAGUAGUAUGCACCAAGGUGAUUUGAUUAAUCACACUGUGGGUGCAAUUGAACUUGAACCGAGCCAUCCUCAAACUCUUUCUCAGUCUGUUCUCUUAGAUGUUACUCCUGAAAUCAAUUCAUUAUCUAAAAUAGAAGUAUCUGAGCCUAUUAAAUAUGAGGCAGGACAUACACCAUCACAAGUGAUUCCCCAAGAGAGUUCUGAUGAGGUUGAUAAUAAAACAGACAAGAAGGCUGAGAGUUUUAGCUCUGUAGAGAAGCCAACUGUGAUCUAUGAAACAAAUAAAGUUAAUGAAGUAAUGGAUAAUAUUGUAAAAGAAGACUUAAACUCCAUGCAAAUUAUCACAAAGCUAACUGAAACAAUAGUGCCACCUUUAAACACAGCCACUGUGCCAGACAGUGAAGAUGGGGAAGCCAAAAUGAACAUAGCUGACACACCAAAGCAAAUUUUGACUCCUGUGGUGGAUUCUUCUUCAUUACCUGAAGUAAAAGAGGAAGAACAGUCUCCAGAAGAUGCCCUUUUGAGGGGGUUACAGAGGACAGCUACAGAUUUUUAUGCUGAAUUACAAAAUUCUACAGAUCUAGGCUAUGCUAAUGGAAAUCUUGUACAUGGAUCAAAUCAAAAGGAGUCAGUAUUUAUGAGACUUAAUAAUCGCAUUAAAGCCUUAGAAGUUAACAUGUCUCUCAGUGGUCGCUAUCUGGAGGAGCUUAGCCAAAGGUACCGAAAACAAAUGGAAGAAAUGCAAAAGGCUUUCAAUAAAACAAUAGUAAAACUUCAGAAUACUUCAAGAAUAGCAGAGGAGCAGGAUCAGCGGCAAACUGAAGCCAUCCAGUUACUACAGGCACAACUGACCAACAUGACACAGCUUGUUUCAAACUUAUCAGCAACAGUAGCAGAACUAAAACGUGAGGUUUCAGAUCGACAAAGCUAUCUGGUCAUAUCUUUGGUUCUUUGUGUUGUCUUGGGACUGAUGCUUUGCAUGCAGCGUUGUCGAAAUACCUCUCCAUUUGAUGGCGAUUAUAUUUCAAAACUUCCUAAAAGUAAUCAGUAUCCAAGCCCUAAAAGGUGUUUCUCUUCCUAUGAUGAUAUGAAUUUGAAAAGGAGAACUUCAUUCCCACUCAUCAGAUCCAAGUCUCUACAGUUAACUGGAAAAGAAGUAGACCCAAAUGAUUUGUACAUCGUAGAACCCCUCAAGUUCUCUCCAGAAAAAAAGAAGAAACGCUGCAAGUACAAAACUGAAAAAAUUGAGACCAUAAAGCCAGCAGAUCCAUUGCACCCUAUAGCCAAUGGAGACAUAAAAGGAAGGAAGCCCUUUACGAACCAGAGAGAUUUUUCUAAUAUGGGAGAAGUUUAUCACUCUUCUUAUAAGGGUCCUCCAUCUGAAGGAAGUUCAGAAACUUCAUCACAGUCAGAAGAGUCUUAUUUUUGUGGCAUUUCAGCUUGCACAAGUCUGUGCAAUGGACAGUCUCAAAAGACAAAAACUGAGAAGAGGGCUUUAAAACGACGGCGAUCUAAAGUCCAAGACCAAGGGAAAUUGAUAAAAACUCUAAUACAGACUAAAUCAGGAUCAUUGCCGAGCCUGCAUGACAUAAUCAAAGGAAACAAAGAGAUCACCGUGGGAACAUUUGGCGUUACAGCGGUCUCGGGACAUAUCUGAAAUUAAUCAAACUUUUCAUACUGGGGACUUUUUUGUUUUCUCUGAAGAACAGUCUGUGGUAUUUGAAGGGUUUUGGGGAGGGAGAAAUAUCAAUGGGAAAAGUAUUCAGAAAUUAUGGUUUCUGCCUUUUUAAAAAGUAGGUGGGAUUGUGUCAAUCUUGGUUAAUGAGUUGCAGUUUUACAAGGCUGAUCACUUCCUACAAGGACAAUGGUAGAUAUUUUAUAAAGAUGUUUUUCACAGGUUAAUUACUGGGACAAAAGUAAUUUGGAAGCCCAGUUCCUUGGGUGGGAUAGGAAUGAAAGCCUAAACCUCUUCCUUUAGCUUUGUUCCUAUUUCUUGCACCUUCCCAUAUUUAUGUGCCUUUUGUCUAUUUAUAAUGCCACUGGAAGAGGAAGGAGAACUUGUUCUGUCAUUUGAUUUCUUUUAUAACUUUGUUAGUUUUUGAAGCUGCAAACACUACAAGGGUUUAAGGUGAUCUGCGCCUGAAGUUCAGUGAUGUGGGUCAGACAGUAUAAGGGUCCUGAAGACUUGCCCACUAGACCUCUGUUUAGCAAACUCACUUGAAACAAACACUUGCUGGAAUUUUUAAAUCUAUUCUUUUAGGUAAAUGGUGAUACUGUUAAUGUUAUUUUCAUUCAACUUAUUCACACUAGUUUUCUUUAGUUACUAAAUGAGAAAAAAAACUACAGGAUCUUUUCUUGCAGAUGACUGGAUUUACAAAUAAAUUUUUGAUAAAUUCACCUUUUAAACACAUUUAAUCACUUGGAAAGGUUUUCUUUAACUACAUUACAUUUUAAACAUUCAUAAUAAGCACUAAUCCUCCAGACUUUUAGAUCAUUGUUUUCUGUCACUAUAAAUAGAAAAUUUGAAGGUUUGUCAAAUGAGUCCAGGUCUCAUAUGGUAUAACCACUGCCUACGGACAUAUGCACAGAACCAGCUAGUGAGUUUGUCAGGCCUUGUCUAAUUGGUCAAGUCUAAAGGGAUGAUUAUUCCUCGAUGUUCGCUUUGUAUGGCUACAAAUGUGCAGAGGUAUACAUGUGUGAUGUCAAUGUGUCUGUCUUCAUUUUGUCCUUUUUUUCUUUAAAAAUAAUUGGCAGCGACUAUGUUUGAAUAAAAUGAUUUCUUAGUA
Molecule: messenger RNA, 5138 nt
Organism: Diceros bicornis minor
Lineage: Eukaryota; Metazoa; Chordata; Mammalia; Perissodactyla; Rhinocerotidae
Gene: SUCO
Product: SUN domain containing ossification factor
Exons: 24
Coding region: 242-4009 (1255 amino acids)
Biological process (GO): regulation of bone remodeling; protein folding in endoplasmic reticulum
Cellular component (GO): cytoplasm; membrane
Source: RefSeq, a predicted model, not a curated record